This is a messenger RNA of Dendrobium catenatum, 525 nucleotides long. RefSeq lists its product as uncharacterized. The record is from RefSeq and is a predicted model, not a curated record. The transcript is spliced from 3 exons. NCBI's taxonomy places the organism in Eukaryota, Viridiplantae, Streptophyta, Magnoliopsida, Asparagales, Orchidaceae. The coding region runs from base 1 to 525 and encodes 174 amino acids.
AUGUCAAUGUGCAAGAGUGCGAGUGCGAGGGAUGACAGUGAUCAGCAAGCGCAAGCGUCGAGAACGAGUGCGAGCGGUGUGGCAAUGGAGCGGUCCGGAACCGGGCGUGCAACAACCGGCGGAAAAGAAGAGCAUACCCGCAUCACGAGAAGGAAAAACGAGCUAGAAAAUUGCAGAGAAGAAAUAGAGUGCUCAGCGAAGAGGGAGGUGGAAGAGGGCAUGGAAGAGGGAGUGCAUGAAUCGGAAAGGAUGCAUGAAUCGGAAGGGCUGACUGUUUAUAAAGAUGAGAAAGAAGCAUAUGAAUGUUUUUGCACUUAUGCCCAUGAUAAUGGCUUUAGCGUCCAAAAGGAUCAUCACAGUUUUUGGCCAAAUUCUAGGAAGAUAAAAUCGAAAGACUUUGUUUGUUCAAAAGCAGGUUUCAAGAAAAGUAUUGAUCUUAAUUCAAGAAAGAGAUUCACUAGACCAUAUGUCAGAACUGGUUGUCCAUCCAUGGUGAGGUUUGUCACAGAUGAAGAUGGUUACUAG